Knipowitschia caucasica is the source of this 1683-nucleotide messenger RNA. Lineage: Eukaryota; Metazoa; Chordata; Actinopteri; Gobiiformes; Gobiidae. The record is from the annotation of a GenBank genome assembly.
AUGUCAUUCAGCCUCAUUAGCUUUGUGUACGUGACCUCGCUCAGAGCAGUGGACCUGUCUGUUCUCAGCGGUGGACAAACCAAGGGGUUUGAAGUCGCUUUGGUGACCGUUAUCUCGUCCCUGCUGGUCGGGUGUCUGGGACACUUCAUCUAUUUAUUUAACUAUAAAUACAGGCUGGCCAUGGCCAUGGAGUACAGGGCUGAAGGAUAUGUGAAAGAGUUCACACGCCACUCCACUGACGUGCUGCUGAACCUCAAUGAACUGCGGCACCGCAACAUUCUGACUGAUGCCACUCUCGUGGUGGGCAGCCAUCAUCUGCAGGCACACUGUGCUGUGCUCGUGGCCUGCAGUGGUUUCUUCUACUCGUUGUACUCUGGCCGCGUGUUCCUUCACAGUGGCAGCAGGGAGCCUCUCCUCUCUGUGUCUCUGCCCAAUUCUCUGGACCCCUCCAGUGUCUCCCUGCUCUUGGACUUCAUGUACACUUCGCGCCUCCCUCUGACUCCUAGCAUUGCACCUGGUGUGCUGGCAGUCGCAACCUAUCUGCAGAUGGACCAUGUGGCUGAAACCUGCAGAGAGUUCAUUCUGCACUGCAAGGAGAGUCUGGCCAGUAGACAACCCAACCUGGAGCCAGUCUCCCGGGGGUUCAUGACCUUGGCUCAAAAAGGAGAUGAGCCGCUUCCAGGAUUGCAGCUGCAGCUCCCAGUGUCAGGACCCAUAAGAAUCCAAAUGGAGGGUGGCAACGCCAUUAAACCUGGGGUUUCUCCAACAAGUCCAUCUGAGUUGAAAGCGCCAAAUAGAUAUACAGACACGCUCCUGUCACCAGACAGCCCUGCACGCUCCAGCUGUCAGCCCAGCUCUCCUGCUGAAUCCAACACCUGCAACAAGAGCUUUGUGAGUGAUUCAAAAGCUAACCUUGAUGCAAAAGCUUGCAAUUGGAAAAAGUAUAAAUACAUAAUUCUCAAUCCUCUUCUGAGUGAAACUGCUGUUAAAGAAGAGGAACAAUUCCCUGCUGCAGAUAACACUCCCCCAAACACUAAAGCCAAUGUGGGGGUGUGGCCUGGAGAAGUGCCCGGUCAGAUGAAUAGACAGGGGCGGGCCUCCUGCUACGGGGGUUCUGGCCGAGCCCCUCCCCUUGGACCACCGACCUCUGCACUGCUCACAGCUUUCACACAGGCAUCAGCAGGUGUUGAAAGCCAUACCCCAAUCAAGACAGAAAAGUCGUGUGUGUCUUAUUGCUACUCUGGAAACGCUGGAGCAACAAAGACAUGCUCAGGUGAAAGGCCAUAUCGGUGUGAUGUGUGUGGAGCCCAGUUUAACCGUCCGGCAAACCUAAAAACACACGCUCGCAUCCACUCUGGAGAGAAGCCCUACAGAUGUGACACCUGCGGGGCCCGCUUUGUGCAGGUUGCCCACCUCAGGGCCCACGUCCUGAUCCACACGGGGGAGAAACCGUACCCCUGUCACACCUGCGGCACUCGCUUCCGUCACCUGCAGACCCUGAAGAGUCACUUGAGGAUUCACACUGGAGAGAAACCAUACUCUUGUGAGAAGUGUGAUCUGCAUUUCCGACACAAGAGCCAGCUUCGUCUUCAUCUUCGUCAAAAACAUGGAGCUGUCACCAACACGAAGAUCCGCUACCAGGUCCUGCCAGAGGGCUACCAACCUCUCCUGCAGACCUGCUGA